AUGGAACAAGGCAUACUGCUCAAGAUCUUCACGGCUCUUAAUGUCAUGGAUUUGGUUGGUAGUGUUUCUGUUGUUUGUAGCACAUGGCAUUCUGUAUGUCAUGAACCCUGCCUGUGGGAAUCCAUAAAUAUGAGUGUGCUGGCCCCGAAUCUCAUUGUUACUGAGCAAGAAGUACAUAACUUAAGCAAUGAGGAGCACAAUGAGCAGCUGAUCCAUGCUUCUCAGAGAAUCUCGGAACUGAAAAGACUUGUUCUCCCACCAAGGAAUCUUCUAACACUGGCUGGAUUUGAAGAGUCCAUAAAGAACUGGGCACAACUAGAGUCAUUUACCAUGCCACUUGCUUUGUUUGAGUUUGAAAUGGUGAAGUUGAUCGGAGCUCACUGCAAGAAUUUCUCUGAGCUCAAAGUUUUCUGCCCCUUUGUGGUCGGAUUUGCAAAGACCAUUGCUACCUAUAUCCCGAACUUAAAGGUUUUAAGUCUUCAGGGCAGCUUGGUGGAGAAGGAAGCCUUGGUUUACUUACUAAACAACACGAAAAAAUUGGAAGUGUUGAACUUGUGUCACUGCCUCAUUGUGGAUGAAGGCCUUCCAGCACCAGGCUAUGCUUAUGCAGCGCUUGCACUUGACAUGUCUAUCAUGGAAAGGGCCUCUGAGAUGAAGAACUUUCUAGUUUGUAAUGCAGACUACUGUCAUGUCUGCCAGCUCAUGUUUAUCACUGAAGGGAACUCAGGGUGGUCCGACAUUGGAAUAUGGCGAAGGGACAUGGUUCUCAAGGCACUCUGUGUUGCUGGAGCUGUGGUUGCAAUUGUUGCUGCUGUAGCUGCGGUUGCUGUUGCUGCAUCUAUGGUAGCUGAGGCUGCUGUUGCUGCAUUUGUUGAAGCUGAGGCUGCUGUUGUUAUUAGCUGUGGUUGCACAUGUUGA
Molecule: messenger RNA, 918 nt
Organism: Fragaria vesca subsp. vesca
Lineage: Eukaryota; Viridiplantae; Streptophyta; Magnoliopsida; Rosales; Rosaceae
Product: F-box/LRR-repeat protein At3g48880-like
Exons: 5
Coding region: 1-918 (305 amino acids)
Source: RefSeq, a predicted model, not a curated record